ACGUGGCAGCGAUGGCAGUACUAUGAAUCGACGAAACAUGUCCUGUGUAUUUGCAUUCUUUAAAUUAAGCUACUUAACUUCUUUACAUGUGAUACUCUUAGUGCCAGCCUCAACAAGCAUGGAUAAACGACGGUCCUUGGAUGGAGUCAUCCAGGAGCAACCUUUGCCUAUUCCGGUUCAGAUGUUUCUUUGGCGACAUAUAAGGCCAUUUAUUCGAGCUAAGCUAGGAAAACUUCAUGAAGCAUCUUGCACGUUCUGUCAACAUGCGCCAGGCCAUCAUGAAAUGAAGGAAGCAUGCACGUGUCUUGAGAGAGUUUUAGUACAAAAUCUUCACAAUGAUCUGACACCCUCGUUGAGCCCUCUUCCUUACGUUCUCCAUGCUACGGCCAGUCUUUUGCAUAAUAGGAAGGAUUUUCAGAGUCUCGGCACGAUGGAAACGACUCUUCUUUAUAUUCUCCACUGGAUACUCCUAGAUUCGGCUGAGGAAUGCUCCGAGAACGAAGUCGAUCCGUCAAAUCCUUUUUUUUACUUAUUUCCGAUACCCACCAUGACGCUCUUUGUCUACCUGUUUGCGCCUUUGUUUAAUCAUUUAAAAGACAUCGAUUUCAAGACGAAUUUACGAUUAGAGAAUGGCCUAAAAAUAUGGUCCGCCAUGUACGAAUGCCGACAUCCGGAGGCAUCUUGCUUCACGGCGCAUUGCCGUGCCAAGCCGCGUAUUUAUUGGAACCGGACUUUUAAAUCCGCCAAGCAUCACAUAUUGUCCGAUGAUGUCUUUGUCGGAGGAAAUAUCGAAAGUCCACUCAACCAAUCGUUUUCGGAUCAAAGCGCCCCACCGUCUUCGAAAGCAAUUGACGAUGAUCAACAGAGUACUUGGUUGUUAUCACCAAAAGACACAGUCUUCCCAGAAACCAUUCCUGAGGAAAGCUCCGGCGCGGAGGACGAGCAUGUGGUAAUAUUCAGAUUACCAUCUUUGAGUGAAUCGGAGAGAAUGCUUGAUGGGGUAAAAGAAGUUUCCACCAUAUUUGCAGGUGAAGCCAGCAUCUUUCACGUCGCGAUGGGCAGGACGACCAGCUCCUCGAAAUCUACAUUGACGAUAGAGCAGGUCACAGCAAUUUCUGGAUUAGACACGUGCAAACAAUAUCAUGGAAAAACAGCAAAAACCGGAGAGGCGGAAAAGGAAAAAGAGGAGAAAAUUUGUAAGGCGGAAAAAGAACCGCAGGAAAUUUCGAAAACACAUGAAAGUGUCUCGGUUCAACGUCAACUUGAUGAUGCAACGACGGAGCAGGCUGCCGGUUCUGCAGCAGUCGAUCUGGAUGUUCGAGCUGCAACCUUCCUAGACGUAGCCACUUUAAGGUGUCUAUUCGUAACUCAAUGGCAAGAAGAGGGUAUCUUCUGGGCUCUUCAGUUCUUGUAUUAUCGAUUACGAAGAAUUAACGAGGAAAUCUCAGUGCAGCAAAUGCCACGUCGCCGAAGCAACUCCCUGCCUAUACCGAAAAUUGAGGUGUCGAUUUAUCAAAGCCCCGAAAGUAAAAAGAAGGAUGUGUUAAAGGAUUUUAUAGAGGUGCCCGACACUCGUGAUACCUCUCUUCUAACGGGUCCCGAGAGCGAAUCAAGCCAUACAAGACGCGCCAGCGAAAAGACGAAAAAGCGCAUGAAGAUGGCCGAUCUCAAGGCUUUCGUGGAAACAAAACUGCUGUCGAAGUCAGAUAAGGCACUUGAAAAGAUUGGCCAGGAUGAGCCCAAGAUGUUGUUCGAGCAGGAAUGUCACAGAAGUCUCGAUACCGGAGAUGAUCAUCUGACGAGGCGAACUUCGACCAGCUCAAAAAUUUUCGAGGCGAAGGACGUUGACUACAUGAAACAUCCUACAAACCUAAUCAAAGGGAAGAGUAUGCCGAGUUUAAGCUGCUUGAUUAACGAGCUGACCGCGGGAGGAUACGUCGGUGAUACUCGCAUCGAGAGAAAACAGAGUCGUUUCUAUAGCCAAUCUUACACCGCGCCGAACCCUAUCAUUACCGUCACGGAACACACACCUACCCCAUCUCCAGAUUACAUGAAGCGGCAGGGAUCCAUUGAUAGUCAGUUGGAUCUCAUCAGUGUUCAAGGAGGACGUUUAUGCUCCGAGAGGAAACCCAGUCUCACGAGAUCUCAGACGGAUUCUAACAUCACUUAUAUGAGCGACGAAAUGCCAGAAGCACCAGGCUCAGCAUGUUACAUUACCAAAGAAGGCGAUAUUGAUUUUCAAGUCGUCUUGAAGGCGAUACAUUCCGUUGCGUUGCGAGAUAAUGUUUCUUGUACACUACGAGUCUGCGAAAUUAUGCUGAAUUUAAUUGAACUUUUAAUGGACAUGGGAGUGAUGAAGCAUUGUCUUCGGGAAGAAGCCACCGGCAGUAACGCAGGAUCUGGUACAGGAAUUGACAACAAAUCGGAAACUGGGAAGAAACAGGAUUCGCCAAUGGGGUUAAAUCAACAGGAAUGUAAGCACGAUGAAAAAGGCAAGCCGACAGCACACAAUCUCCUUAUGAAUUGCGUAAUUAGAGUGUUGAAGCACUUAGGCUGUCCGCACGGUUGCUUGGACGGAGUGCGUGGGCCUCAGGCCGAUAUCUGUCGCUCUCAGGGCCAGACCAUCCUGACUAAACUGCAUCGCGCGAGUUCCCGCCAAUUCUCGCGAUUUUUAAGAACGAUGAUACGCGAACAACCGCUGACGGAAAUUAUGGAUUUCUUUCAUGCGUAUGUUGGAUACUGCGUUGAUCCGAGUUCGCUGUUAUCGCCGCUCAACCAAAAACGAAUAUCGAGCAAGUCGCCCGAUGCAACCUGUCAAAGUGGAUAUGCGACGAAUUUCGGCGCCGGCAUGAUCGGUUCCAGUGCCAGUGGAACCGGAGUUGGUACCUCGGGCAUCUCGGGCGGAAACGUCGUUGCGAUGGCCGGCGGCGUCGCGACGUCGUACAACGUCGGCGGUUACGGAGCUCGUGGUAUCGAAGGACAGAUCAUAGCCUACGUCUUCAAGGUCUUGGUCACGCGUCUUGUCGACUCCGCGAAGCAGAUGAAGGCGCAAGAGAACAUCAGCCUCUAUUGCGAUGUGCGACAGUUGAUGACAUAUGUCAAGGAGGCGCACGGUAGCGUUUUCCGGCGCGUUGCUCUCAGCGGUAUUCUGGAUUCCGCGGAUCGGCCGAAUAAACGGUGUAACAGCAACGUGCAAACGACACGUGUCAUAAGACACAUUCAUCAAUCAGAUUUAGAGGAACAUGCGGAUAUCGGGGGAGAUACGUGUUACACCGUUGAUGACAGAGGCACGCGAAAGUUUCUCUUCAAAAAGAGGAGCACAUCGUCCACCUGUGCUGCGGGGUCGAAUUUGCAGAGCCUCCUUGAAACAGAACUGAGCGAAGAAAGCGUGAAAGUCAGUCAAAGCCCGUUAGGUAAUCUGCGUAAGAAGCAUCACGUGCUGACGCCUCGACAGAGCGAACGUAAUUUAGGUAUCGGCGAACCUUAUCUCGGGCCUGGAAAAAUGCGGAAGUCGACUAGAUUUCAGAUCGGCGGUAUCGUCAAUUGGUUUCGGAAGGAGUAUAGUCGGACUGAUUCUACCGAUAGCCAUGAAAGUAGCGAAUCACCCACAGACGGCAGCUUUGUUAGGCAACCCAGUUUCCAUUACGGUCCUUAUCGCAGCGCGUCACGCACCGGUCGCGGAGUCAGCCUAACUUUUUUAAAGGCAAAACGUCGGAUGGAGGAUCAGCUGAAUAAAAUCGGUUUCGGAAAAAGCAAGAAAAAAGAAAGCAUGGAAGAGACGCCUGGCAGUUAUUUCAGUCGGAGAAAUUCAAUGGAGCUCGGCGAGGCUUGCAGGGAAUCCGAGUUUGUUGUCUUGAAGGAAAGAAGAUUGGUACCUCGUGCUGCGGUAUUCAACGGAAUGUUACGAUUUUCCUUUCUAUUAGAAACAUGCCAGCCGGGCUCAGUUCCCGAUCCUCAUCUAAUGGCAUCGCUCUUGGAUCUUCCGUAUGCUCCGGUAGUAUCUCGCGCUUGCUUGAUACUGGAAUGUGCACACUUGGUACAUCAAUGCAACAAAGGCCACUGGCCUGCGUGGAUGAAGCACAAUUUUCCCAUGUUCCGACCGUCUGUGCCGAUAAAUAAUCGAAACGCCUCCACCGCGCUUAGACGCGUUCAUAUAUUGCAACGCACUGCAGGAAAAUUAUUUUAUCAAUGGGCAGAGGCUAUAGGAGCACGCUUGGAAGAAUUCUUAGCUGAGGAUAAACAUAAUAUGGAACAAGUAACCAAUAUAGUAUCCGACGAAAGCAAACAGAGAGAUUUAAUUCUGGAAGACGAAGAGGAAGAUUUUCUCGAUGAAGCUAGCAUAAACAGUUAUGGAUCCCAAUGCCCCUUCGCGUUGCGUCACGUUGCUUGUAUUUUGCUCCUGGAAGUAACAGCAUUCUUAAGAGAGACUUAUCAAAUAUUACCAAAGUCAAGUAAACUGCUAACAAAGGAACGUCACCCACCUUGGGAAAGAAUGUAUAGUCGAGAGGCGAAUCGACGUUGGAGCGUGGCUUUAUCAUCUAUGGGUCAUUCACAAGCAUCUGCGCAAAGUCUUCAAUCUAUUGCCGGUGAAGUUAUUAAUCGUGAAGGUAUCGCAGAGCGUAAAAUUAGUUUUGUUCUGUACGAGCCUGAUAAUGAGUCCGAGGGUAGCAGCAAAUCGACGGUUACGAUCCAAGGGGAAGAAGCCCAAAACAUUGAAAAAGAAAAAGCGAAAAGGAUGCCAGCACCUCCAAGUAGACCGUUCCUCCUUCGUCGCAGUCCUGCUGGAACUGGUUCGUUUAAAAAAAGGAGCCUUAAACUUCGUCGCAAUACUAAAGAAGGCAAAGACACAGAGUGUGAGGCAUAUACAGUAAAACGAACAGAUUCGAUUCAAUCUAAGAGGAAAGUGAGCUCGCUUUCCGAUAGAAGCGACACAUCCGAACCCGGUGCUGCCGGCGAAGUUAGCGGCGAGGAAUCACCGGGUAUUCUCAGCGACGAUCAACCACCAGAGAGCCCGAGCGAUAGCAACGAAACUGACGAAACCAACAAGAAUUUCCCGUGGAUGAAGGUGCUCGUACAGCUCGCCAAUUCCUUCAAUUUCUACUGCUCCCAUCAGAAUUUCUGCCAUCCUUUCUGUCAUCGGCGACAGAUGCGUGCUAGCAGCAGGUUGGUAAAGUCCGUGAGAAAGAUCUACGGCGAGAAAUUUGGCAUUUUGAACGGAACGGGUUUAUUGGACGUCGAUACUGAUAAGAAGGAAGACAGCAAGAAAGACAAACGUAGCCGCAAGGUAUCCGAUCAAACCAGUACGCAGGUUUCGCCUGUCAGAAGAAAAGACAGCGUGGGACGCAAAUACAAAAUAGAAAAAAAUCUUGAUGGUUCUCAAUCCGGUCGAUCAACUCAACGGGAUUCCUCAAAAGAUCUCGCAGAGCAAGAUUCUGAAAAAGGCAAAGAAUCUUCGAAAAAGAUCAUAGCGGACGAUGAUGUUGAAGAGGAUAAAGAACUACCGCCGAUUUUAAAAUACGUGAAGACUCAAGUAAAGGAUGCUUUUCACGCACCUUUGGCUACUUUAAUAAAAGGAGCGGUUGUCAUAACGGAAGACUUGUUUGUGGAAGUGCUGCCUGUCGCGUGGGAACUCUUAUUGGAAUCCAAUCAAGAAGUUGCCGCAUCCGCCGCAGCACUUUUCAUAAUAUCAGCCGUGCGAGCACCGAAUCAGGCCAGCGAGCUGAUGCACAAAGGUCUUCAGCACAGUAGCAGCAGUGUACGCAUCAACGCUAUUUUGCGGUUUCAAGUUCUAUGGAAAUUGCGAUACCAGGUAUGGCCGCGGAUGGAAGAGGCGGCACAUUUAACUUUCAAAGUGCCUCCGCCGGGAAUAGAAUUCACUCUGCCAUCGCCAAAGAUUGGAAUAGAAUCCUUACCGGUGGUUGAUCCGCCUUGGAUGCCACAAGUGAAGACUAAGGUGGAGGAAGUCACCAUCAAUCAGGAACGUCAUAGAUCUUUGGUGACGGCGACGAAGACGAGAAAGAAACAGCAGACCGAACUGAUCAAGAAAGCUCUUCAGGCGCAGGAUGAUAAAAAGCGGGAAGAAAGAGAGAACUUUCUGAUAACGACGAUACCAAUUACCGUCCAGGCUGCUUAUGAACCCAGUCCAGUAGGAGAUGAUCAUGACGAAGGUAAUGUGGGAGAUGAGGAUGCAGGUGAGACAGUCCCGAGGAAUACGUCGCAUCACAGCCAGUCGGCUCUCUCUUUGUUUCCCUCGUCGUUAUGUUCAGCGAUCGUUCAAAUUAUCAAUCUUUUGGAUGAUCCAGCAGUAUCCGAUGAUGGAAAUGCCGUAUAUGAAGUGGCAUAUCAAGUGAUCUGGAGUUGUCUGGUAGAAGAUAGCGCUUUGUUUCUUCGAUAUGUGCUGGAACGUCUGACGAGAGAAAAACAAGAGUUGAUGUUCAAGAUUUUAAGACAUCUUAUUAGAUUUGUACCCAAGUUACCACAGCAAGCUGCAUUCGCACUGUAUAAUUAUAUCAUUGGAUACGUCAUGUUUUAUGUGCGUUCUCCGCACGAGGAGGGCCAAAAGUUGAUUGGAACUGCGCUGUCUAUCUUAUGGAUGGUUGUACACAGUGUACACGGCAUUAUGUUUAAAGACCUAAAGCAGAUUCUGCGAAAGGAACAAUGCGAUGCGUCAAUUCUGCUUACGGCGAAUGUUCCGUCGGCGAAAAAGAUCAUCGUUCACGGUCCACAGGAUCCCGAUGCCGGAGAAAUACCCUCGCAAUUUCCGGUCCAAGAGGAUACGCAAUUUUGUCAGAUACUUCGAGAGUCCUUGGACUUUUUCGGUGUCGAAGAAUCGAAACAGCACGAGUACUUCCUCGUGGAUUAUAAAACGCAUCAAAUACAUAAUCCGUCGUCAUACGUUAGAGAUUAUUAUUUCUUCAAGAGAUCUCAAUUCCCGCAAAUUGAACUCGUUCACAUGAAGCCGGAGGACGCAUUUAAUGCGUUACAACGGCAGGAAUUAAUGCACAAGUUUGUAGAGAUAGGAAAAGUACUGUUGACCUGGGCAAUCUUGAAGAAUGUUGAUAUGGUGGUGCAGAGAGUCGUGUUUCUUCACGAAGAACUUAUGAAGUUACCAUCAUUCCCGCGAAAAGCCCUGGAAGCGGAUUUGGACCUGUACAAAGGUGGCGAAAUCGGAAGAGUGAAGACAUUAGUUAACAAUUCCGAAGCAUUAACAAAGUAUUACAAUGGUCCGCAGAAAUCUAGUCCAGAGCAUAAAGGUUCUAGUCAGAAAAAUUACGGUAAAGGCCCGUAUUCACCGGGUUUCGAUUUCGAAGACGAUACUCAUACGACAAAGUACAUAGAGCACUCGAAAGUUCGACGUUUUUACGAUCGAGACAAUGAGGACGCUGAGAAUUUCCACAAAAACGAAUUUAGGAGACCUCGCAAUACUUUAUUAAAUAUGGUUGGGGAUUUUGUGGCUCGUUGUUCAACUCGUUUGAUAGAACUCAACAAGAAGUCUCAGGACGGAAAGAAUAUCGAGUUAUUGGAUUCAAAGUGCCAUGUGCGAUUAGCCGAUAUCGCUCACAGCCUCUUGAAGAUCUCUCCAUAUGAUCCCACCACUAUGGCUUGCCGUGGUCUCCGUAGAUAUAUGAACGAUAUUCUUCCUUCGACCGAAUGGGCGGCCGACGAUAUGAGACCGGCGUUAACGCUCAUUCUCAGGAGAUUGGAUAAGAUUUUUAGUAAAAUACACAAGAAAGCAUCCGUCAGAAGGAAUACCAAUUGGGUCGCCGCCAGUAAUCUUUUGAAAGGAGUUUACGAGACCUUGUCGAAAAGUCCGUAUAUCGCACAUUUCCAAUAUCUAAAGACACUAUUGAAUACUUGUCAGGCCCUGAUUGUCGGAGAUACUCCACCUGAGGACAUAACUUCGGCUUCUGCAGCUGCUGUAAUGAGUAAGAUACCACCUCCGCAUUUCUGCUCGACGGUCUUACGUCUGAUCGCAUUGCACGUGAUAUCAUUCGGCGAAGGAUAUUCGUUGGAAAAUGUUCUCGGUGGUCAGAGCGUGUUUGCUAACCAGACACGUACCGAGAAUGCAUUAUUGAACUUGUUGAUACCAUUAUUUUUGCGCAUUGGGACUGGAAGAAAAGAUGUACCGAAACUGAAGCAAUCGGACAUCAGUUUUGCUCUAACGGCUGUAUUGAACACUCUUUGGCCGCCGAGCAUGAAAGCACCGUUGACGGUGCAAAAACCAUCGACGGAUAUAAGAACCGGUAGUCUAACAUUUGCCGCGAGAGAUCCGAAAACUUUAACAAAAACAUCGUUAACGUUAUAUCAAGUCGCGUUUCUAGCGCUUAAAAUAAUGACGAUAUGUUUUGAAACUGAAUUGAGAACGGAAUGGCCGAAAGUUUUACGCACAAUGCGUCUUCUGAACAAGCGUAACGAAGCUUCGAUAUAUCUUUGGAGCUUCAUAGAAUUCGUGGUAACGCACCGCACGGCCUUGUACAUUCAGAUGCUUCCGUUCAUCGUUUAUAAGAUCGGACAGGCGCCGAUAUCCGAGCACGAGCGAAACAUGCAUAGCAUUAUACGCGAGAAAAUCAACGGCAGCAUCAAAGUACCAAAAUCUCGGGGAGCGCUGCUGAUGGAUCUCAUUCACGAAUUGAAGAAUCUGAAAGAGGAAAUUGAAGAUCGAAGAUUCGAUGAAAUGCAACCGGAACCUAAGAGAAGCGUAGCGGACAUGCAUCCGAUAGCCGAAGGUCAACCGCGUACUCAAAGGCCGUCUCUUCUGAUGGAUCUUCUGACCGGCGAUCUAGGAUCUAGAGCUCACAUAAAUCGUACACCCUCCGAGACUCUGGUGUCUCAUUCUACAACAGCCCAAUUGCAACCUCAUUCGGCUCAAUCCAACUUCGGUAGUACUGUCAAAACAAUGCAAUCCAGUCAAGUAACAGCAGUGCCGAGCGGUACUCGCAUUGGCGGAUCUAUAUCGAGCGCAGGAUCUUCCACCUUGCGAGAAGCGAGCGACACGAUCAACGGAGAGACCUGCGUCGAACAGCAGACGCCGUCGACGACAGAUAGAUUCCAACCAUCUUCUACUAGCGAUGAACGUAACCAUGUUAAACUUCAUCCUAUCUUACCUCAUCAAAAGGCGCCAAAGCUGCGCUUUGUCUCUUCCGUAGAGUUUAGAAACUCAUCAGGAGAGACAGUGACGAGCCAACUAAGUCCGAGCAGUUUGAUCGAAGACGGUUCUGGAGAAUUCCAUACCGACAGGCCUCGCUUACAACGUUCUAUGGGACAAAGCAAGAAGACCUUCCGCUUAAGAAAAAGUCGAAAGAGUCACAUUGAGAUGACUCAGACAAAAUCCGAACAGCAGGAUGCAACUCUUAUCGAGGAAACCGCGAGCCAGACGAAAUCAUUCGUGCAAGCAUCAUCAGCAUCAGCAGUGGAUCCGCCGUUAUCUAACAUUCCAUCCGAUUCUUCAUCUAUUCGUUCUAGGCGAAGUCUAUCUGUUCGCAAAUCGGACGGAGAUAAAAGUACCAGCGUACCAACGGACCAGCAGCAAUUUCACGUAGCGACUCACCAGCAUCAUCAUUGUCACUAUUAUCAUCACCAUCUGCAUCCUCAGGUGUCGGACGUUUCCUGGGACGAAGAUACGUCCAGCACUUCCGGAUAUCGUGAAUCGUACAGCUUGCAGCUCAUGUCCUUGGACGGUACUAAUCGGUCGGCUCAAGCGCCGCCUUUAGCGUCGCCGGAUCUCAACGAUAUGCCAUCCACAAGCAGCACGACCACUAAUUAUAUAGCUUUCGACGGCAGCUCCCCGGAUUGUUCGAUCAACGGAAGUGGAGGCGAGAAAACCGCUCUGCUAACUUCGAGUCAGAGAACGACGUCCCAACAUUCCUUAUUGAUGGUUUUUCCAAAUCAAGAUGAGGAUACAUUAAUAUAAGCAGUAAAAUAUAUAUCUUUUGAUUGAGACUGAUAAUUUAACAGAAUCAACAAAGAUCAAGAUUUUUUUUCUUUUUAAAAAACAGAGAUAAUUUGUAAAAUGAGAUGCUUAAAUGUUGAAAUUAAUAUGUGAAAUAUUAUAUAUUCAGCUUAUCAUUUUUUACUUUUUAAUUUGUUUGUGACCAAUGGGAUGUAUGUGUCCUGUUGUUAUUUGGCAUAAAAAUGUUUUUAUAUAAAUAUCAUUUAUUUUGCUCUAUUAUGUGUAAAUUGUGAACCAUGUGAAGUAUAGUAUAUAUAUGUAUAUCUCAAAGCCCCAUGUAUUACAUCAAAGUGAAAUUUUGUGAAGCAUAUAUACGCACUAUUAAUUAUAGUUUUUGUAUUAUAUUGAAAGUAGAGAGCUGAUGUAUUAUAUAAUAAAUUUUGAUUCGAUAAUCUUUUAACAAACUCUUUAAACAAGGAGAUUAAAUAAAAGAUGAUUCGGAAAAUUUUGUUCAUAUGCAUUGUAUUUUGACGCUUUGAAAGAUUUUAAACUGCAUUAUAGAUUACCUAAUUAUUUAUAUUCUGCGAUUGUAUAUAUAGAUAUAUUUGAAAUAAAAACGGUUUCUCUCUA
Molecule: messenger RNA, 10519 nt
Organism: Formica exsecta
Lineage: Eukaryota; Metazoa; Arthropoda; Insecta; Hymenoptera; Formicidae
Gene: unc80
Product: protein unc-80 homolog
Exons: 47
Coding region: 119-9910 (3263 amino acids)
Biological process (GO): monoatomic cation homeostasis
Cellular component (GO): axon; cation channel complex
Molecular function (GO): monoatomic cation channel activity
Source: RefSeq, a predicted model, not a curated record